CAACGCGUACGUUUUGAGAAAUUCCAUGGACAAUACUCUGGGUACAAGAGAUGUUGUUAAACAAUUGCGAUUGCCAGUGGGUGAUAUCACCACGCUGCUUGCUCUGCUCAGCGGCCCGCUCGAUUGUUUGGGGCUGCUGCCUCCCUCGUUGAGAAAGUACAACGUUAACCCUCUUCCCGAUGAUGCUACCCAGGUGCUUAGGCAUAUAUCUACCAUCCAGCAGGCAAUACUGCAGCACAUAUUCCCGACAUGGGAGACAGCUCUCGCCGGAAUCAGUGCGACCUCGAUCCUGGAACAGUACUUCUGUCCGGAUAGCUUCUCGUAUGCUCUGUCAUCAUCGGGGGAUGUUGCGCUUUCUGCGUAUUCGACCAUUCUAUCUGUACCUCUAUCGGGAUAUUCCAUUCGCCUUUUGGAACGCCUCACAAAAGAGUAUCCAGUCGAUCGAUUACACAGAGCUACCUUCUCCGGGAAUGGCACUUCGAAGAAGGACGUGCUCUGGGAAGACUGCGUACGAAAUAUUGCUGCUGUCCCGGCAAAAGUGGCGAACUCUGCUGGUACAAACUCCAUUCCUUCCUCGCUGGAGCAAGGGAAUUACUUUACCAGCCUCUCUGUUCGUUGCGAAGCUCUCAUUUCCUCGUUAGCUGCCAAUGCUGAGCAUGAAAGUGGUGUUGUUUCAUCCGUUGUUUACCUUCUCGUCAAGAUGGUGAAUCUUGGCCUGCUUCCUUCAAGUCCCCCAACACUACCAUCACAAGCAUCCUUCUUUCUGGCAACGCUGCCGAUUAUCAGGAACCGCCUUGAUGGCGGUGCGAGCGAGAACUAUUCCAAGAUUUGGGCUGAAGUCUUCCUCGGAUUUCCGUCAAUCGCAUUGCAAACGGUAUUAACAUCCCUUUUUGCGUCGUUGAGACGCUUGGACGCGCCACUAGAUGGGAGUGCAUAUCAAAGGGCUUGGGUCAAAAGAGAAGCGCUAUUACUUGACCGGCUGGUUGGCCGGCUGUCCCCAGACAACGAGGAACUUUGUGAGACAGCGAUUCCCGUCAUUUUAGGUCGUAAUUGGGAUGAAUCUUGUGCACGAAUUUUCGUCUGUUGGGUGGCGGGUCCACAGACGCAUGAUAUUGAUGAGAACGCGCUGGGUCACUUUCUGCAAGAAAUUGUAGCGGUAUGGUCUUCACCUGACCACGUCAAGCAUUCACUUCUCGCUCGACACCAGUAUUUCACCGCUCUUCUGGUCCUCACGGUAGCAUACUUCAAACGUAACUCACCAGAAGUCUCCGGCUUAGCGCAGGGAGGAAGCUUCAUCUCCGGCGUUAGCUUGUACAUCGGACACAUGGAUCCCUCAAUUCGCCGAUGUGGAAUGCUGGCUGCUGAAGUUGUUGCCGGUGCAGCCGGAAAGAAACUCAAUUUCGAUGAUUGGGAAGGCGCUGGUGAUGGAAAACCAUGGGCUCGAGCUCUUCGAGACCUACUUCGCGAGCGUGCCGUGGACUUUAAUACCUCCGUUCUUGAGCAGGAGGAACCACUUCCAACAAAAGAGACAGAGAAGCUCAGUGGGGCCUCAUCGAUACACGAGGAAUCACCUGGCCAUUCUCCGGUGUUACGCAGUAAUGCAGGCUACGAUUCUGAUGACUCUUUAACUGGUUAUGCAUCCCCGGCUUCUUCGCGCUCUGCAUCGCCAACACCAUCCGAAUUAGAUGAUAUCGAAAAGGAUCCCACGCUCAACGUUACCAAAAAGAAGCUUUCUAGACCCGUCUAUCUUGUUCAGCUUGGGGAACUAUUACGAAGUAGUGGGGUGCAACAAAGCGAUGCGGCUCUUGAAGCUGACAGGAUCGAAAUGGCCCUCUCGUGCAGCGAAGGUCUCAUCCGGAAAAAACAGUUUUUUGGCACAGAGCUAGAGGAAAAUGCUGCCAACCUGGCGUAUGGUCUUAUUGCACUUAAUAAUACCUACAACUUGGAGAACUUCGACGCACGUCGACAAAAUGCUCUUGUCGCUCUCGUCGCCUGUUGUCCCCGGAAGACUGCACCAUGCCUAGUCGAUGAGUUUUUCAAGAACCAGUACAACGUCGGUCAACGGUAUGUCAUGCUCAAUGCCUUAGCACUAGGUGCCAGAGAAACAAGCGGAUUGGCGCAUGCACCCCUACCCCAAUUUCCAAGCAAGCUGCUACCGGCAUCGCUUCACAGGAAAUACAUUACAAGCCGGGGUCCUGAAACGAGCAUAUUACCGGCCAUCAUGGGAGACCUUACUCGACAAGCUAUUCAAAGCAGCAAGGACAAUGUGGGGGAGAGUGCGCCUACCCUUGUUCGCGAACGACGGUUGCGCAUACAGAAACCGCAGAUGGUUUCCGAGAUCAGAAGACCAGAGCGCUUGAACGAACCAGCACAACGCAAUGCUGUUAAAUUUACAGAAGUCGCUGCGGAAUUCUUCGUAGGGCCACUUGUCAACCGAUUUUGGCUUUUCCUUCGAGACGAGCAGAUGCGGGAAGAGCGAACUGCACAUUUGAAAGGAAGACAGGCGUACUAUGGCGCUGGAACGGGUCUUAUUCUCAAUUCCCUUGUGCUAAGUUAUUUUCUUAGUACACUGGGCGUCUUGCUUCAUGCCUCAAGGAAUGCUCCAGAAUGGUCUGCGGUCUUAGGGCCCGAUGCUCUGGAGCUGGCAGUAAACAUCGGAACUCGGCCAGUUUCUCGAAUAGAAGAUGAAGGAGAGUUUGAUGGCGGUGAGGGAACGAGGAACCAAGAGGGUGGCGGACCAAUGCAGAGGGAAGCAUCGGUUCUUCAGUCUGCAUUGGAAUUGGCCCUUGUGAUACUUGAAGGAUAUCAGGAGCUGGAUGAAGGGAAAUCCCUGUGUUUAGAGCACACUGCACUUCUUUUUGGCGUGGGGGAGUGGGCAGGUGCCGUGUUUUCCCGACUGGACAAAGGGGAAAGGGUCCAAGGUGGUGGUGGUGCUUCGGAAACUGGUCUACAGCGAGCAGCGGCGGGAGUCCUCCUCAAGGCUGAUAAUAUUACCAGCAAAUGGCGUCGGUCCAUGAUAAAUACAAUAUAAUUUUAGUGCUGAUAGUAAAUGUGACAAUUCUCGUGAUCU
Molecule: messenger RNA, 3070 nt
Organism: Desarmillaria tabescens
Lineage: Eukaryota; Fungi; Basidiomycota; Agaricomycetes; Agaricales; Physalacriaceae
Product: telomere length regulation protein-domain-containing protein
Exons: 6
Coding region: 26-3031 (1001 amino acids)
Biological process (GO): protein stabilization; telomere maintenance via telomerase
Cellular component (GO): cytosol
Molecular function (GO): Hsp90 protein binding; telomeric repeat DNA binding
Source: RefSeq, a predicted model, not a curated record